AUGAUCAGGAAGCAGCUAUAUGAAGAUAUAGAUAGAUUGAGAUACCAGGAUCAACAUUUUCAAAGAAUAAACAGAUUGACAUGAAAUCCGGCAUUUAUAUAUUUUAGAAUAGCAAUUAUACCACUUUGAUGCUCCCAAAGACUUAAUUUACUAAUAGUACUCAAGCUCUUUAAAAUUAUCUCUGACAGGUAUAAAUUAUGCUGCUACAUUACAAUAAAAUAUAAAGAAAAAUAG
Messenger RNA from Blepharisma stoltei, 234 nucleotides. The record is from the annotation of a GenBank genome assembly. Lineage: Eukaryota; Ciliophora; Heterotrichea; Heterotrichida; Blepharismidae.